This is a messenger RNA of Parus major (Great Tit), 4002 nucleotides long. RefSeq names its product FAM20C golgi associated secretory pathway kinase (gene FAM20C). Gene Ontology annotation, cellular component: Golgi apparatus. Bases 1190 to 3088 code for a protein of 632 amino acids. NCBI's taxonomy places the organism in Eukaryota, Metazoa, Chordata, Aves, Passeriformes, Paridae. The record is from RefSeq and is a predicted model, not a curated record. The transcript is spliced from 11 exons. Gene Ontology annotation, biological process: protein phosphorylation. Gene Ontology annotation, molecular function: protein serine/threonine kinase activity.
UGAGGAAGGCAGGAAUCAUGGCUCGCUCAUAAUAUUUAACACACCCACUGAAAGCUGGAGCCGCAGAGCUACUAGUCCAACCAGUCUCCAGAAUUCAGUGUAGCUGAAAGAGGUUUUCACUCUGCACCUGCCAAAGAUCUCUCCCCGCUUUUCCCUUCUCUCCCCCCUUCUCUCUUCCUUUCUCUCUCUCUCUUUAAAAGAAAGAUCUGUAAGACCCAGCAGAGAUCAAAGACCUCUUCGCUAAAAAGAACCUCUACUGAUUAAUAUUAGUUUCUUUCUUCUAAUCCUUCCUUCUCCCCCCUCUUUUUUUUUUUUUUUCCCUGUGCCAUAUUUAACCUUUAUGUUGCAGUUGUGCCAUCAGACAGUUUUGCAGCCAAAAAAAACCAACCCAAGCCAAAGCACAAGCCCAGCUCGGAUACAGCAGCCACCCAGACUCGAUCUCAGUUGAACAUACUAAUCUCUCCCAAGCACUGGACGCGAUGGAUGAAGAAACUGGAACCGCUCUAAGAAAAUGAUUUUCCAGCCAAUGUUCUUAAAGAGUCUGAGAGAAGAGAGGGAACAAGAGCGAGCGGGGAGCGCUUCUGCUGCAUCACUGCUCAAAUCCAAGGGAAGGGAGUCAGCGUUUCCAGCACAGCCAAAUAUUAUGGAUGAUUUUUUUUCUUCUGUCGCCUUUCCGCACAGGUUUUCUUAAUAUUUUUCCUUCCCCCGUUCUCUUCCCCAUAAUUUUUUUUAAAUUUUAUUUAAUCAGCGCCUGUGUCUGAUGUCGGUUUCUCUCCAAGAACCAGUUUUCCCCGUUUGUUGUGAUCCCUGUAAUAAAAAGAGGGAGAAAUCGUGAACAGAUGGCUUUCUAUAUUACCAUGCCGCUGGCAUUGUUUUCCUGUUGAUUUUAAAGGCUCGGUCCGGAGCUCCUUUUCUUUUUAUUUUUUUAAUAUUUUUCCCCUUUUAUUUUUUUUUUUUCCCUCCCCCUCCCAAGUUCUUGAUGAUACUGAGACAUGAGGACCUAUCGGGUUUAGCCUGUUUAUUUCUCGGCGCCUAUGGAGGUAACUUUAUUGACUUGAUCGCUCGCUUCCCGACCCGAGAGGAGCACGCCGGAGCCCCGGGGGGGGCCCGGCAGCCCCGCGCCCGCCCGGGCUCCGUCCGCCGCCUCCCCUCCCUCCCCCUCCGCCGCUAAUUCAUCAUCGCCCCGGCCAUGAAAAUGCUCCUGGUCCGCAAGUUCCGGGUGCUGAUCCUGAUGGUGUUCCUCGUCGCCUGCACCAUGCACAUCAUGAUCGACCUGCUGCCGCGCCUGGAGCGCCGGGGCCCCGAGGGCCGCCCGGGCUGCUCCUGCCCGCCGCCCGCCGCCGCGCCGCCCCGCGCCGCCGCUCCGCGCUGGCCCAGCAAGCACACGCUGCGGAUCCUGCAGGACUUCAGCGCCGAGCCGGCCUCCAACCUCUCGUCGCAGUCGCGGGAGGCGGCGGAGCGGGCGGCGGAGCGGGCGGCGGGCGGCGGGGGCGCGGCGGAGCGGGCGGCGGGGAGGGCGCGGCGCUUGAUCGGCCCCGGGGCGCCGCGCCCGCCGCCCCCCGCCGGCAACGCCGCCCCGCUGGCCGCGCUCUUCCAGCACCCGCUGUACCGCGCCGCCCUGCCCCCGCUGGCCGACGGGGACCUCCUCUUCAAUGUCAACAGCGACAUCAGGUUCAACCCGCGGGCGGCCGAGCAGCCCGAGUGGCAAAAUGAAGAUCAUCAUGAAGAAUUUUUGCCAACUGGAGAAACCUCCAUAGACUCCUACCCAAACUGGUUAAAAUUCCACAUUGGCAUUAAUCGGUAUGAGUUGUAUUCCAGACAUAAUCCUGCAAUUGAGGCUUUACUACAAGACCUUGUCUCCCAAAAGAUAACCAGUGUUGCAAUGAAAUCAGGAGGCACCCAGCUGAAGCUGAUCAUGACAUUCCAGAACUAUGGACAAGCAUUGUUUAAACCAAUGAAGCAAACCAGAGAACAAGAAACCCCGCCUGACUUUUUUUACUUCUCAGACUAUGAGAGACAUAAUGCAGAAAUAGCAGCAUUUCAUCUGGACAGGAUCCUGGAUUUCCGGCGCGUGCCCCCGGUUGCAGGUAGACUGGUUAACAUGACGAGAGAGAUACGAGAUGUUACUCGUGACAAGAAGCUGUGGAGAACAUUUUUCAUCUCACCAGCCAACAACAUCUGCUUCUAUGGGGAAUGCUCCUACUACUGCUCAACAGAGCACGCCCUGUGUGGGAAACCGGAUCAGAUCGAAGGGUCUCUGGCUGCUUUCCUGCCUGAUUUGUCAUUAGCAAAAAGGAAAACCUGGAGAAACCCUUGGAGGCGUUCCUACCACAAGCGCAAGAAAGCAGAAUGGGAAGUUGAUCCAGAUUAUUGUGAAGAGGUUAAACAAACACCCCCAUACGACAGUGGGACCAGAAUUCUGGAUAUAAUGGAUAUGACAGUUUUUGAUUUCCUAAUGGGUAACAUGGAUCGACAUCACUACGAAACCUUUGAGAAGUUUGGAAAUGAAACUUUUAUUAUCCACUUAGAUAAUGGAAGAGGGUUUGGAAAAUAUUCCCAUGAUGAACUUUCCAUAUUGGUGCCUUUAAACCAGUGCUGCAGCUUUCCUUGGAGCCCAUGGCCAGGGCUUUCAGAGGGGCCAGGUACAUCUGGAGUUUCAGCUUUGCAGGGUGAGCUCUGUGUCUGUGGGGGCUCUGGGCAGCCCUGCAGGGUGAGCCUGAGGAGCCUCUGCUGCUGUCACACGUGUCCCUGCUCAGUGCCAGUGUCACAUGUGUCAUUGCCAAGAUGGACGUGGCCCUAUGAAUGCUGCACCAGCUCCACUUGGUGCUUCUCCAGAAUCAGGAAGUCUACCUAUCUGCGAUUACAGCUGUUAGCCAAGGAGGAAUACAAACUCAGUCUCCUGAUGAAAGAAUCUUUGCUAAAAGAUAAAAUAGCUCCAAUCCUCUACCAGCCUCACUUGGAGGCGAUGGACAGGCGGCUGCGGAUUGUCCUCAAGGCUGUCAGUGACUGCAUAGAGAAGGAUGGUUAUGACAAUGUGGUUGAAAAUGACUUUAACACGGAUGUGAACACUGUUACCACCGAGAGGUAGUGAAAUGGCAAGACUAUGUUUUUACCAGCUGAGUCAAGAAGAUUCAAAGAAGAAAAGGAAACAAAAAAACAACAAAAAAGUCUUACAAAAGACUGUGUAUGCCACUUUGUGAAUUCAGUGAAUUCAGAAAUGAGAUAUAAUUGUUCCCAAAGUAGGUAAAGUGUAGACUCUGCAAAGGAUUAGUUCAUUAAGAAAAAUAAGUCUAAUGUGUUGCUUUUCAUUAGUUCCUGAAGAGAGAUUCUGAAAAGAUUCAGAAAAUACUCAAUCACUGACAGACAACAGUCUGAUAGCAAAACACCUCCUGUCCUUUUUGUAUAGAAAGGAGGCCUUUACUUAAUAUUUUGUAUUUAUAUAUGGUAUAUCUAUGAAACACCAGACCUACUUUCCAAAUUUAACUAAGAGGGACAGCAUAGUUUUGUGACUCACACUUUAUUUGUGGUGACAGUCCACUUAGUAUUUUGUGUUAACCCUUUAAGUGCUCUAAUCCACUGUAUCUUAUUUAAAUUGAAUGCUUAUUUUCCCCCCAGCUACUCAGCAUUUAAAGGGUUAAGGCAUUAUGAACUUUUAAAGGCAAAAAAUAAUAAUAAUUAUAAUAAUAAUGAUAAUAAAUACAGGGGUUACCAGAAGGGAAUUUCACUAAUUGUGCUUUGACAGGAAUACUUGAAUGUUGGUUUUACAAAGUGAUGUAAAAUGACAAGUUGUACUAUUUGUCCAUAAGGAGGUGGCAGCUCUUAUCUUUCUAGACUAUCAUAGCUGAGCUGCUACUUUUCAAUUUUGCUUUUGAUAGUUUUGUGUAAAUAUAUACAUAUAUGGGUAAAAAGCUGCUUUCAGCAGCUCUAGGCUUACUUUUGCAGCAUUUUUGUGGAAUUGUUUGCAACGUGGUAAAAGUGCAAUAAAGAUAUGCAAAAUGUGUA